Brachypodium distachyon (stiff brome) is the source of this 3098-nucleotide messenger RNA. RefSeq names its product type I inositol polyphosphate 5-phosphatase 5. The record is from RefSeq and is a predicted model, not a curated record. Lineage: Eukaryota; Viridiplantae; Streptophyta; Magnoliopsida; Poales; Poaceae. Bases 1222 to 2766 code for a protein of 514 amino acids. Gene Ontology annotation, molecular function: phosphatidylinositol-4,5-bisphosphate 5-phosphatase activity; inositol-polyphosphate 5-phosphatase activity; phosphatidylinositol-3,4,5-trisphosphate 5-phosphatase activity. The transcript is spliced from 8 exons. Gene Ontology annotation, biological process: phosphatidylinositol dephosphorylation.
UCUUUGCUUGCUCGACCGUUUUCUCCUUCCUGGUAUAUUGGGCGCCGGCGUCCAUUUGGCACCUUCCCCUGCUAAACGUUUCGCUUCUCUAACUGCAUCCAUUCUUCUUCUUCAUCUUCAUCUUCUUUUUCUUCCUCCUCCUCUUGUUCCCGUUUUCGUUUUUGGGUCUGCUAAUCCAGUCAUGCAUCUCUAUUACUUGAUGCAUUUGGGAGCACUCCAUCGUCAUUCUCCUCUCUGGCUUUCUCAAUUCUUCAUGGACAAUUCUUUUCUUCAGGGGUGGCUAACAUCGAUGUCAACUUUUCUUCCAAAGUCAAUGUCAAUUACUAGUACUCCCUCCGUCCCAUAUUAAGUGACUCAGAUAUAUUUGUGUCACUUUUGAUUUUGAAUAAUUCUUCCAAAGUAGGGAGACUCAUGCUGUAUUUAUCCCCAUUUUUAUGGAAUCCACCACUUGUUUAAGUUUUAGUUCUUCUCUUGGGAGACUCAGCCUCUGUUUUGGAUGCUUCCAACGCCACAAGAAGGGCUGCCUGCCUCUCUCUGCUGCCUCGGGGAAUCAGUAGUGUGCCUGGUCUCCUCCCUGCCUUCUUGAUUUCGCUGUUUGAAUCCCACGGCUGAUGCUUAUUCUAAUUAGCAACUAAUUUGGCACAAAUGUAGUACAGCGUAUUUUGUUCCCUUCCUGUUGGUUGUACAUCCUGAUGCAACUUGGAAUGUCUCAUACUGUAGCAGAAAAAUAUUCAAAACUUUGGAACUGUUAUCUUUAAUUACCACUCCUAGAGCCCAUCCAAUAAUAAUAAUAAUGCCUAGAGCCUCCAGCCCAAAGUUACCUUGCCACUUGUUGGAUGCUUCCAAGGAGCUGUCCACACAGCUCUAUGCUGUGCCAUGACAGCCUUGGUUUGUGCUGGUUAGUUUAUUCAGCUUGGAAAAUCUGCCCUGAUUAGUGCUACUUGAGAACGGCUUUGCCAAACUCCAUACCCUUCUAGACCUUCUUCACAUUUCACAUUCCCAACCUAAAACUUGGAAUGGUUUUCAAGCAACGCAACUUCCUGGUUUUCGACAAAAGAAAAGGGCAACAUCAGUAGGAUCCCCCCCAUUUGGAACCUACAAUUUGCUUCUUUAAAUUUCUUCAGGCCUUAGAUUAGCUCUCCUAGCUGUCCACUAAUUGCUUUGGUAACAGAAGCUAUUCAAUCAUUUUGAUGCUGGAAGCAGAAACUAAGUUCAUCAGAAAUGGAUCAGGAAGCCAACAGGAGUUGGAAGUCUCCCUCUGGAAGAAUUCAUGGUACGAAGGGCAGAGAAUCUUCGCCGAGACGUGGUACUGAGUGCUCCAUCAACUCCACAGAUUUCCAAGAGAGUCCAGAGCCGUCAUUGGUGGCUUCGCCAUCAGGAUCAUCCUCAUCCUUCUCCAAAAGUACAAGCCUAAAAUUGAGCGGUGUCAACUCACCUGCAUCAACCACCAGCACACAUAUUGAGGCUUUCAGGGUAUUUGCAGCGACAUGGAACGUCGGCGGGAAAACCCCAGAUAUGGAUCUGAAUCUCAAUGACUUGCUGCCUUCAGAUGACCAAUCGGACAUUUAUGUUCUAGGGUUCCAGGAGAUCGUCCCUCUCAACGCCGGCAACGUGCUGGUGAACGAGGACAGCGUGCCGGCUAUGAGGUGGCUGGCGCUCAUCGACCAUGCCCUGAACCGGCCUUCUUCUUCCUCGUCUCCGGCGAUGCCGACGGCGAGCCACUCCUUCAUCCAGUCGACCUCCUCCCCACGGAAGCUCCGCCGCCGCCGGCCGCCGCCUUCGACGUCAUCGUCAUGCCUGGCGAUCAGCUGCGGCCGUCGCCGUCGCUGGCGCCAUCACGGCGAAACUUCGUCUUCCUCCGACGAGGAGAACGACGCCGUCCAGCCGCUGCCGCCGCCGUCUUCUUCUUCGUCUCUACCUCCGGCGAGGAAGAGAACGGACGGCGGCGGCGGCUACCUCAUGGUGGCGAGCGAGCAGAUGGUGGGCCUGUUCGCGACGGUAUGGGCCAGACGGGCCGUGGCCCCUCACAUGGCACACGUCCGGGUGAGCCGCGUGGGCCUGGGCCUGAUGGGCCGGCGGCUCGGCAACAAGGGCUCCAUCUCCAUCUCCCUCGCCCUCCACCAAACCCUCCUCUGCUUCGUCUGCUCCCACCUCGCCUCCGGCGAGCGCCCCGCUGACGAGCUCCGCCGCAACGCCGACGUCCUCCAGAUCCUCUCCCACACCCGCUUCCGCUCCCUCUCCGGCCGCCGCCAUCGACUCCCACUCCCCCGCCGCAUCCUGGACCACCAGAGGGUGAUAUGGGUGGGGGACAUGAACUACAGGAUCGGGAUGGGGUACGGGGAGGCGAGGGCGCUUGUGGACGGCGGGGACUGGAGCGCGCUGCUGGAGAAGGACCAGCUGAGCGCGGAGAUCAAUGGCGGCGGGGUGCUGUCCGGGUGGAGCGAGGGGGAGAUUUGCUUCCCGCCGACCUAUAAGUACUCCUCCAACUCCGAUUGCUACGCCGGAGACGGAGAAGACGGUGCCGCGGCGGCGAAGAAGAAGAAGCGGAGGACGCCGGCGUGGUGUGACAGGAUUUUGUGGCACGGGGAGGGGAUCGUGCAGAGGGGGUAUGGGAGAGGGGAGUCGAGGUUCUCCGACCACCGCCCCGUCUGCGCCGCCUUCCUCGUCGACGUCACCGUCCGGGACGACAUGCUGACCAAGCUCGUCGGCGCGACGGCCAGCAUGAAGGUCGGCGCGGAGCUCCUUCUCCUACCCGACGAACCCUAGCUCGCGCCAUUGAUUUUUGCGCAAAAGCCGAUUUAUGCCAACUUGCCAAGAAAAACCUUGGAUGUCGAGAUGAGCUGAUUUUGAAGAAUCGACGAGGCAAGGUUGAUUUGUUCGUGUGGUAGAGCAUAGUUGAGAAAAGAAAGAUUGACCCUUUGCUUCUAGUUUUUACUUAAACGAAAUGAAGAUUGACUUGUGGAGGGAAAUGUCACGUGUGGAGAGAAAUCUUGUCAUCUACGAAUAUAUCUACUCUACUAACGUUUGCUCCUUAAUCUCGGUGGAGCGAAUGCUCGGUGAAGAGGAAGAACAUGGCAACCUGCCACCUUUGGCCCCGA